UUAUACACAGGGUACACUCACUGCUGCUCAGCUCAGAUGCUCUGAGAGUGUGCACACAAGCUUGAAGAAACGUCUGGCCGCUGACAAGGAUUAAAAUCAGGAAACAAUUUUCUGGAGUUUUUUUAAACUGGAUUAAGAGAGACAUCUGGAGAUGUGUGGGUGGGGAGUCGCCUUGAAUGGAUGAUUAAGUACCCAAAGAGGACUGGAUAAAAGUUUCCAGCAGUGAAUGAUGAUUCUCAUGAGGUAUCUAGUUGAUCGUUGACUCAAAGCAAGUGUGAACUUUAUUUCCUUGUGAGGCAAUGGAGGAUUGGGAGCAGAUCCGAUGACACAGCUCUCAGAUUUCACUACAAUCUCUGGGGCACCUGCUCAUCACAGAAAUUGCUUUCCAUCCUCCAAGUUUACAACUUCAAAGCUAAGACCAAUCUUCCACAGGGGCAUAGUUUGUCUGUAUUCAAAACACAUUGAGGAACCUUGUAAUUAUGCCCUCACUCUCAUUAUCUCUGUUUCUUCUGCUGCACGACUUUAAGGUGAGGGAGAAGUGGAUCAGAGGGUGAGGAGAUUUUUUUCUCUUUAAGAUUAGAGAAGGUAGACGAGGGAGAGAGGAAGGCAAAAAGGGGGGAGGGAGAGAUAAACAGAGGCAGUUUAAGGCGGUAAACACGUCCUGUCCAGAGCCAGCUCUCCUCUAAACAGAUCAAGCAUAAAUCAGCAUCUGUCUGGAACAGGAGGACAAACCAAAGCGAGUUACAAACACUGUGGCUGUCAGUCUGGAAACACUGAAGGGAAGAGAAACGGAAUAAAGUAAAAAAAGAUUGGAUUAUUAUUUACUUUAUGAAUCUAGAUUUGCCAGCAACCACAGCUAUGGACUCAGACAUAGCCCACAGCUUCUCUUGUCUUUGCAGCAAGAUGAAAAAGCAGCAGUUGAACAGAAGCAGCAGCAGAUUAUCUUCCGGACCCCACCGGCAUCUCCUCCACCCCAGGACUCUGCUCCUGUUGCCCCUGCUGCUCCUGCUCGGCCUCUCCCUGUGGAGCCAGCAGGCUGAGGCCCUGGUCCACUCAAGCUUCAGAAGGCUCAGCGGCCGAGAGAAAAAGGAAAUGCAGAAGGAGAUCUUGUCUAUCUUGGGUCUGCCAGGGCGACCAAGACCUCAUCCCCCGCUGCGACCACCCUCGUCUGCGCCGCUCUUCAUGCUGGACCUGUACCACGCCAUGUCUCAGGAUGGGGAGGAUGAAGGGAAUGAAAUUAUUGUAAAUGGACCUGGCAUGGCGAGGUUUGGAGGGGCAGAAAGGCUGGUUCAGGUCAGCCACGCAGUCCUGCCGACCCUUAGCACGCACACACCACCACUGGGCACGGUGGUCAGCGAGGCCGACACAGUGAUGAGCUUCGUCAACCUGGUGGAGCAGGAGCGUGACCUCUUGCAGCCUCGUCCAUACUGGAAGGAGUUCCGCUUCGACCUGACACCCCUCCCUCAGGGUGAGACGGUUACAGCAGCAGAGUUUAGGAUCUAUAAGACCCUGACGAUGGGCCAGAGGGCAAACCGAACCCUGCACAUCUCCGUCUACGAGAUCCAGCGGGACAACAGACACAGAGAGCCAGAGCUGGUGCUGCUGGACAUGCAGUCGGUGCCGGCAGGCCAGGAGGGCUGGCUGGCCUUCGACGUCACCACAGCCUCCAACCACUGGCUCCUCCACCCACGCAGCAACCUGGGCAUACGUCUGUAUGUGGAGACAGAGGAGGACCGUUCCCUGUCUGCAGGCUGGAUCGGGUUGGUGGGCCGCAGGGGCCCCCGCUCCAAACAGCCCUUUAUGGUGACCUUCUUCAGGGAGAGUCAGGUCCCGUGUCGGCCGCCAAGAGCUGUCAAGCCGCAUCCUCGCAGAAGGAAACCCAAAUAUGAUCUCCCAGUUCCCAGCAUUCACAAUCGGAGUCCUGUAAACAAUGGAGGUCAGCCCUGUAAAAAACAUGAACUCUACGUCAGCUUCAGUGACCUGGGAUGGAAGGACUGGGUUUUGGCCCCCACUGGAUAUUCAGCUUACUACUGUGACGGAGAGUGCUUUUAUCCUCUGGGCUCCUGCAUGAACGCCACUAAUCAUGCGCUCAUCCAGCAAGUGGUCCACCUCCUGAAGCCUGACGAGGUUCCCAAAGCGUGUUGCGCCCCCACCAAGCUCAGCCCCAUCUCCGUCCUCUUCUACGACGACAACAACAACGUCAUCCUCAAAAAACACCGCAACAUGGUGGUUAAGACCUGUGGGUGUCUAUGAGUCAAAACAGUUCCACAUGUAAACUUUAAUAUAUCAAAAUGUACAUGGUGGAUUAAAAUAUCCAGACAUGCACUCGUCCAGCAGUAAAUGUUUCUGUAAACAAGUUGGAUUACAAAGGCACGAGAAAUGGAAUUUAAAAUAUUUGUGAUGUGUUUUAGGAUCAGUGACUUGAGUCUUCAAUCAAAUCCAUUGAUUCCAAAUCAGCACUUUUGCUUUUAAAAAUUACAACCUUUUGAUUGUUGGGUAUUAGUUAGUGUCGAAAUUGUAAGAUGCACUCAAUAGCUAAAACACAUAUUGGCCAACCUUUUACCAAAUUGGGAAGGCUCCGACUCUUUGAGCUUUCUUAACUGCAGUCUUCAUAGAUGGGUUUGAAUUGCAAAUUGGAUGGCAGAACAUGCCAUUUAUGACAGUUUGUUUAAAACACAUUAAAUAACACUACUACUGUUGCAACUCUAAAGUCUAUAUAAAGAGAAUAUGUAUAAUUGUAUCGAAUUAAUAAAAGAAAUUCACAAUC
Molecule: messenger RNA, 2767 nt
Organism: Eleginops maclovinus (Patagonian blennie)
Lineage: Eukaryota; Metazoa; Chordata; Actinopteri; Perciformes; Eleginopidae
Gene: bmp8a
Product: bone morphogenetic protein 8a
Exons: 7
Coding region: 829-2253 (474 amino acids)
Cellular component (GO): extracellular region
Molecular function (GO): growth factor activity; cytokine activity
Source: RefSeq, a predicted model, not a curated record